UAUAAAUUGGCCUUAAUUGAGUAUAAAUACUUUGGAUUUUUAGAUUGUUCCAUCAAUUGUGAAGAAGAAGUUUGUGUUCUAUGUACUGUGUGCACAGUGUUGUCCUGCAGAAGUGACCGUUUUGUUAUUACAUCCAUUUGGCCGUGCCGAAGGAGUGAUUAUGAAAUUAUGCAAUUAAUAAAUUGUUAAUUCAUCAAUUGAGUGUUACAAGCCAUAAUAAAGCAAGUUUAUCAGAGAUUGGUCGUUGUGAUUUCGCGCGUGAUCAAUUGCCGGGGAGCAAGUGAUUUGUGUGAUGAAAUGGAAGCCACAGGAUUUGAUGAGCAUAUUUUUAGUGAAUUUACCGAUCCACUCACACCCAUAGGGAAACCCCUACAGGAUCAGGGGCAACUCAUGCCACCCACAACUGCUGUGCAAACAAUACUGGGGCAGAUGGAUCCCCAAAUUCCUGGACAUCAUACACCCGAAAUCACGGGGCAGCAGCGUCUACCUGAGGUGCAUAGCCUCUUCCCCGGCGGAUCCACAAAGAUGGAUCACUACAAGAACAUCGAGUACUCAAGCACAAAGCUAGGAUCCUAUUCACCAAAUGGAAAAUCCACAGACUACACCAAUGGGAAGAUUGACACCUAUUCGCCAGGAAGUAAAAUUGAAUUUCUUUCCAAUGGCAAAAUGAACUACUCCCCAAAUUCAGAUAUGGAGUACACAACGAAGAUUGACUACGAAAUGAACAUGUUCCAGCAACCACAACCAAUUGAUUCCAGUAUGCGACCCCACAAUGGAUUGCAGUGCAUCAAGAGGAAAUCCGAAGAAGGAUCAAGCCCAAAUUCAACGAGUGGUGGCCCAAUUCAAGGGGCCGGCAAUGGGAAUGGCGCCGAACCGUCGCCAUCAUCCAAGAAGAAUGAGAAGAAAAAAUCAGAUCCCAAUGGGAUAAAGAAGAAGAAAACCAGGACGACAUUUACAGCAUAUCAGCUGGAAGAACUUGAAAGAGCCUUCGAAAGAGCUCCGUAUCCUGAUGUAUUUGCAAGGGAAGAAUUGGCUUUAAAAUUAAACUUAAGUGAAUCACGGGUCCAGGUGUGGUUUCAGAAUCGUCGAGCUAAAUGGCGCAAGAGAGAACCCCCAAGAAAGACAGGCUACAUAGGUUCCAAUAGCCCAUCAGCUCCUCUCACUAAUCUGGGACCACCCUUUCCAACCUUCGCUCAAACCCCCGCUGCUGUGAAUUCACCUGGAAGUGUGGACAGUUGGACGAGCUAUUCAUCACCUUACGAGCUUGGCUCACACUUUAACAUCCUAUCACCGGCCUCAAGUCCCUACGGAUCAUUUUCCGGGCAGUACGGCUCCUACGUUCACGACAGUCAACUCUUUCCCGUCCGGCAGCACUUUGACUACGGUAGUCCACCGCGAACUGGAGGCGGGGAAUUGGACGACGGACAGCAGAAAAGCAAUCACUACGUUACAAUAGAUGAAAAAUACGACCCACAUUGCCCCACAAAUGGGGUCCCCAAUGGGAAGUACAUUGAGACAGAUAAUAAAUUUAUCCACACGAUGGGAACACUGGAUGAAUCCAAGUACAAUGUCAAUUGUCAAAUGGAGGAGAAUGAGAUGAAACCGCCGUAUACGACAAAUUCAACGCUAAUAAGUUGUCAUCCGGAUGAGAGUACCACGAUCAGCAUCAACAAGUCCGAGGACACCAUUACUCAGAGCUUUGUCUUACCCUCCUUCCUGCAUUAGCACCAUGUAAAAAAAAACCUACUCCUAGCGUUCAUUGAAGAAAUUUUCUCAGCAUUUUUUGAUAUUCAUUGCAAUACUAUUAGAUGGAAAUUGUCGUUUUCUUUUUUCAUUUACAAAAUAGAAAUCUUAAGGAAAAUCAUUAAAUCAAUUAGAAAAAAUAAUAA
This is a messenger RNA of Lutzomyia longipalpis, 1889 nucleotides long. RefSeq names its product paired box protein Pax-3. NCBI's taxonomy places the organism in Eukaryota, Metazoa, Arthropoda, Insecta, Diptera, Psychodidae. Gene Ontology annotation, molecular function: RNA polymerase II transcription regulatory region sequence-specific DNA binding; DNA-binding transcription factor activity, RNA polymerase II-specific. Bases 298 to 1725 code for a protein of 475 amino acids. Gene Ontology annotation, biological process: regulation of transcription by RNA polymerase II. The transcript has 4 exons. The record is from RefSeq and is a predicted model, not a curated record.